GAGAAUCAACAACAACAACACAGGAUAUAAAACAGCAGCAGUGAAAUGGCCCCAACAAUCACCAACUCACCCAAACCUCGUCGUAUGAGCUCGACCAUUACCAUCCGGUCCCGUAGCGCAACAAGCCAAGCAUUACGUAGCAUUACGCCAAUUUCGGAAGACGAAACGAUGUCACGACGCAUGCGGCGUUUCAAGUCGACCCUUCCCACUAUUCGUGAGGAAAAGGAAUGUGAUGAUCGCACAACCCGAAAAACGAUCUCACAUCACAGAAAACCCACGUCACAUCGUCAUGUCGCCUGCGGAAUAUGCAAAAAAAGACCACCGUCUAGUGACUUGCGCUACAUACUCUUCAUACAACAUAAAUAAGAAAUACGAAGCAGUAAUAAAACACCACUACUGCGUUAAUUGCUUAGCCAGGUCGCACAA
Messenger RNA from Bactrocera tryoni, 426 nucleotides. RefSeq lists its product as uncharacterized. Lineage: Eukaryota; Metazoa; Arthropoda; Insecta; Diptera; Tephritidae. The record is from RefSeq and is a predicted model, not a curated record. The transcript has 2 exons. The coding region runs from base 46 to 366 and encodes 106 amino acids.